Tauraco erythrolophus (red-crested turaco) is the source of this 2115-nucleotide messenger RNA. RefSeq names its product glycogen synthase 2 (gene GYS2). Gene Ontology annotation, molecular function: alpha-1,4-glucan glucosyltransferase (UDP-glucose donor) activity. The record is from RefSeq and is a predicted model, not a curated record. Gene Ontology annotation, biological process: glycogen biosynthetic process. Lineage: Eukaryota; Metazoa; Chordata; Aves; Musophagiformes; Musophagidae. Gene Ontology annotation, cellular component: cytoplasm.
AUGCCUCUGGCUAGAUCAAUGUCCAUAACCUCUCUUAACGGGCUUCCUCAGUGGGAGGAUGAAGACCUACCAGUGGAGGAUCUGCUACUCUUUGAAGUUGCUUGGGAAGUUGCUAACAAAGUGGGAGGCAUUUACACUGUGAUCCAGACAAAAACCAAAAUUACGGCAGAUGAAUGGGGUGAAAACUAUUUUCUGGUUGGUCCCUAUUUUGAGCACAAUGUGAAGACCCAGGUGGAAGCAUGCGAGCCUCCAAACCCUGCAGUGAAGAAGGCAAUGGAGACCAUGAAAAGCCAAGGGUGUCAGGUCUUUUUUGGAAGAUGGCUGAUAGAGGGCAGCCCAUAUGUCUUACUGUUCGAUAUAGGAUCAGCAGCUUGGAAUCUGGACAGGUGGAAGGGUGAAUUUUGGGAUGCCAGUAACAUAGGAAUCCCUUUUCAUGACCGAGAAGCUAAUGAUGCUGUGAUUUUUGGAUCGCUAACAGCCUGGUUUUUAAAAGAGCUUUCCUGUCAGUUUGAUGACAAGCCCAACAUAAUUGCCCACUUCCAUGAGUGGCAGGCAGGAGUGGGUUUAAUACUGUCUCGCUCUCAGAAACUUCCUGUUGCCACAAUUUUUACUACCCAUGCGACUCUGCUUGGGAGAUACCUUUGUGCAGCCAGUAUAGAUUUUUACAACAAUCUUGACCAGUUUGACAUUGACAAGGAGGCAGGAGAGAGACAGAUUUACCAUCGGUACUGUAUGGAACGGGCAUCUGUACAUUGUGCCCAUGUGUUCACCACAGUCUCACAGAUAACAGCUAUAGAAGCGGAACAUAUGCUGAAAAGAAGUCCUGAUGUUGUCACCCCAAAUGGCUUGAACAUUAAGAAAUUUUCAGCAAUGCAUGAGUUUCAGAAUUUGCAUUCCAUGUACAAGGCUAGGAUCCAAGAAUUCAUUCGAGGUCAUUUCUAUGGCCACCUUGACUUCAAUCUUGACAAUACCUUAUUUUUCUUCAUUGCUGGGAGAUACGAGUUUUCCAACAAAGGAGCUGAUAUGUUUCUAGAAGCCUUAUCAAGAUUAAACUUUUUGCUGAGGGUCCAUAAGACUGAUGUUACAGUUGUUGUGUUCUUCAUCAUGCCAGCAAAGACAAACAAUUUCAACGUGGAAACUCUGAAAGGACAAGCAGUCCGGAAGCAGCUCUGGGACACUGCACAAUCUGUGAAAGAAAAGUUUGGAAAGAAACUCUACAAUGCCCUGCUAAAAGGAGAAAUUCCAGACUUGAACAAGAUUCUUGACCGAGACGAUAUAACCAUUAUGAAAAGAGCCAUCUUUUCAACUCAGCGACACUGCCUGCCUCCAGUGACCACCCACAACAUGAUUGACGAUGGCAAUGAUCCAAUCCUCAAUACCAUCCGACGCAUUGGCCUUUUCAAUAACCGGACAGACAGAGUAAAGGUGAUCCUACAUCCAGAGUUUCUUUCUUCAACAAGCCCGUUGCUGCCCUUGGACUAUGAGGAGUUUGUUAGAGGCUGCCACCUUGGUGUAUUUCCAUCAUACUAUGAACCCUGGGGUUACACUCCAGCUGAAUGUACCGUGAUGGGUAUUCCCAGUGUAACCACAAACCUUUCUGGAUUCGGCUGUUUCAUGCAGGAACAUGUUGCUGACCCAGCGGCUUAUGGCAUCUAUAUAGUUGACAGGAGGUUCCGCUCACCUGAUGAAUCAUGCAACCAGCUGACUCAGUUCCUGUACGGAUUUUGUCAGCAGUCCCGUCGCCAGAGGAUCAUCCAACGAAACCGAACUGAGAGGCUCUCAGAUCUGUUGGACUGGAGAUACCUAGGCAGGUAUUACAUGCAUGCCAGACACUUGGCCCUCAGUAGAACAUUUCCAGAUAAAUUCGAGAUGGAACCAAGUGCUCCACCAAAGACGGAAGGUUUCAGGUACCCCAGGCCUUCAUCAGUGCCACCGUCACCUUCUGUCUCUCAGCAUUCCAGCCCUCACCAUAGCGAAGAUGAAGAUGAAGAUGAGGAUGAAAGAUAUGAUGAGGAUGAGGAAGCCGAAAGGGAUAGGCAAAACAUCAAGUCUCCCUUUUCCCUUGGAGUAUUGCCGCAAGGAAAAAAGAAGCUGCAUGGAGAAUAUAGGAACUGA